UCUGAUGAAGAAAAGUGAAAUGUGGGAAGGGACUCAUCUAUCCAAGUAGGAGACAAUACAGAAGAAAAUGGCGACCAUAUACAGAAACAGGCAAUUGAUGUACUUGUCAGCCCUUCUCUUCUUUUAUUUUGCAAGUAUUGGAUGUUUAACUCCGUUUUUGACUUCUCAUAUGCGACAUCUGGGUUUUUCGCUGAGUGAAAUAGCCUUCAUCAAUGCCGUGUCUGCUUUUUUCAGUUUGAUCGGACCUGUUUUGGGUGGAACGUUUGCCGAACGAAGAAAUCGAUACAAGUCAACCACUUUCUUUUUCGUUCUUGUUGGAUCUCUUGCGUUUGUAGCUCUUUCAUUUGUGCCAAGAUAUGAGAAACUAAACUACAGGCCAUUGGUAGAUUUUGACUGCAGUGCGGGCCUUCGAAUCGAGCGGUGUGUCAACUGGGUUACUUGCGGCGAAGCACUUGAGCCAACUAGCAAUGCAACCAAAGUCAAGUUAUCUGACUGUCAUUAUCAAUGCCCGAAACACGGCCACUUUACGUCUACAUAUCCUCUUCAUAUUUGUUUUCAUGGAGAAAACGGCAACAUUUGUGUCGUGUACGAUGCCGAUAGUUUGAACAAUUCCCUUACACAGUUUGAAGGUCUUUUACAAACAUGGCCAUAUGUGGAAAUUCCUGCUCGCACCAAUGUGACUGUAACGAAUGCCAGUGAAAUUGAAGAAGACGUACCUCGGGCUCAUGUUGCUAUGUGUAAUUAUCUACCUAUAGGUCCCAUUGGUUUUGGACAUAAACAUUACCAAGGAAUAACUUGCAGACCAACUAGGGAUGACUGCACUAUUCACUGUAGAGUUUCCUUCUCAAUGGGUGAAGCACCUGUUCUUCCUAGGCCUUGUGAAGAAGCUUUUGGAAAUCCUACAACUACAUUUUGGAGUUAUUUAGUGCUCAGAAGCAUCGGAGAUUUGUGCUUGUUGACAACUAUAUGCCUUCUGGAUGCCAUCACUAUUUGGAGCACCAUCGAUUAUGAAGGAGCUUAUGGGCGAAUUCAUAUCUGGGCUGCUCUUGGUAUUGCAGCUAUGGCCCCUUUGAGUGGUACAUUAUUUGAUUACUAUACAGAUAUGGCUGGACGAAUGGAUUUUUCCCCUUCGUGUUUUCUAGCAGCAGCUUUUUCUGUCAUUACUUGUAUAUUACUCAUUGUCUUACCCAUACACAGGCAAAAAUCAGCUCCAUUUCAACAAGCGGUGACUCCAUCUAAAGAAAUCAAGUUCUGCUCCGGAGAAAUGGCUGUUUUCUUGACUGUUGUGCUCAUUCUAGGCAUGCAGUGCAGCAUACUUUACACCUUCCUUCCUUGGCUAACUACGGAUAUUGGAUGUUCUUCAAGAAUCAUCGGUUUAUCAUUCACCCUCAUGUUCGGAUUCAGUAUUCCAUUCCUCAUCAUAUCAAAGAACAUGGUGCGCAACAUUGGAAAGGUUAAUCUCUUGGUGUUUGCCUUUUUGUUCUAUUUCACCCGUUAUGCUGGCAUAACGUAUGUUUCAUCACCCUGGUGGACUUUACCUUUCGCCGUUAUGGGAAGCUUUACUUUGUGCAUAAUGUGGAUUGCUUCUGUAGCAUAUGGACAAUCACUGGCGCCGACUGGAUACAGUUUGAUCAUGCAGUACAUUCUGAACAUUCUUCAUUUUGGUUUGGGUCGUGGAAUAGGAAGUUUGGCAGGCGGAGCACUGAUCUCAAUCUAUACACAACGCGUAGUCUUCUGUGGGAUUGCUGUAUUUUCUGUUGUGUUCGCAUUUAUUUAUCUCACCAUUUAUCAUCUGUCUUUCAGAAAACGACGAAAAGCAACGUAUCCAGCUUUACUUAAUGGUUCGUGGUACCCACUUCGUGAGCGUUAUCCCAAUGGAGACGCCAAAGCCCACCAACCAAUUGUAGUUGAUCAAGAUGAUGACGUUGAAAAUUCGCCAAGUAACCACCAGUCCGCCGCUAAGUGAAGAAUUUAACGAAGAUAAUAGGUCUAAGAUUUGGAGAAUUAACGCUUCCUUAGUUGUUGCUAUCACACUUUAAAUCAAAUGGAGCUAUUUUCUACUCCAUAUAAAGUCUGCUUCUUUUAACUGAUGCGGCGAGACGAAAAGAGGGAGCUAUUCAAAGAACAAAAAAGAGAAGAUGAAAGAAAAGUUCUCUCAGAAAUGCUUUUCUACGAGCCUUUUUCAUUUUAGAGUUUUAACUAAUUUCUUUUUUUUUUUUUUUUUUUUUUUUUUUUGUGAUAAGAAAAAAGGAAUUAUGUAUUUUGAAAUUUAGUGGUACUUUUCACUUUUAUUAAGCGAAUGGUUGGAUAAGAACGCUUUGGAUUUGCAUUUUUUAAAAAAAGAAAUGCACCUUUACACUAUUCUCUGUGUAAAUACACAAUGAAAACAGAAAAUUUCACAAUUUAUGUGAUUUGUGACUUUAAAGGAGUAGUCAACUAAUGAUUUCAUUGUUCACAGCCGGGUCUGAUGAAACUGCAACUGAAUGAAACUAUACAGUUCUGACUAUAGCAAUAAGUUGCUUUGUUUAAUUAUUUUUGAUGUGAGCAAAAAACGAAACUGCUCAUAAACUGCAUAAAAUUUCCGAAAAUGUUAGAACAAUGUUUUGGAAAAUACAAUUAACAAUCAUUUUUGUUUAGCUUAUAAUUAAACUUUUUGAUUAGUUCACAACAUAGUGAACUUACAGAAAAUUUCUCCAGUGAAACUAAUAAACAAGCUUUCACUUGCAAACGAUAUUGGAUCAAAAUAUUUUUUACUUUUACACGAAAUAUUGCGGCCCAUUAUACAUAAUCGUAUUCUACAAAGGAGUGAUUCCAUGGUAACAUACUUAUCAUUGUUGCACGAAAUACCCCACAGAGAUUCUUAAUAAGUUAGAUUAUUGUUCCAUAGCAUGAAAUUGAAGAAGAACAUGGACACUAUAUUCAUACAAAAAUACAAUUAAAUUUUGAAGAUUUUCGGAAAAAAUAUUUAUUUUAUUCGUUUUGGUCAGUAACAGAAGUAUACAUCAUAAAAUACUACUGUUACUGAGCAAAAGAAUCGUUAUUUAAAUGUUGUUUCUGAAAAACUGCUAACAUAUAAGAGUCCAUAUUCUUCAUAAAGUUCAUGCAAUAAAACAGGAAUCAAACAUAGAUGAAGUCUUUGUAUUUUGCAGGGUGUUUUGUGAAACGAAUGAAAAAUCUAUUAAAAUGGAUUUCUUAAAAAGCUAUUUACUUAUUAAAGGUAGCUGAAAAAAACAAACAAACUUUGCAUGAAAUUCUAAAUACAUGAGCAGAAAUACAAGCUCAUAUGUUACUUGUUUAUUACUAAUGAAUUUCACGACUUUUCAUUAAAAUAUUAAAUUACGUAAAGAAGCAUAAAUAAUACCAAACUGAUUGCUGACACUUGUUUCGAAGUUUCAAGAACUCCUUUUCCAAUGCAACGAAGAGUGAGCUUUAGAAUGAAAUUGCUGAUUUGUGCUUGAUUACGUAUUUCACUGUUGUUACUUUGUUGCACAAAGGUAUUUAUUCAUUUCAUGACUUUUGUUUGUUCAUUCAUUUUCAAUCUAAAAAUUUUCAUAAAGACCUGUAUCAUUGAAUUUCUCAACUCUCUCCUUCAUUGUUUUAUCAUAUUUGUUUGUGAAUUUUCAUUCCUAUCAUUUCCAUACAUUACUAAAAUAUCUGUUUCAAAAAGCUCGGAUAAAUUUGAUCCUCUCAUGGGAUAUUUUGGAAAAUAGUAUAAACGCUAAGGAUUUUGUAUUGUUAAUAAUACUGCUCGGAGCUCCAGCCUUCGAUUUUAAGCAGUUGAUGAUCAACAGCGAUUUUAAAGACCUCAAAUUUCUUAUAUUUCAUUGUACCAAUUUUUGAGCAUCAAGUACGAAAAUGAAUCAAUUAUUAUUAAGCGAUUAGUGACCAAACUAUUAUUAAGUGAUUAGUAUGUAUCGCUUAUUGUAUUCUAUAUAAAAUACUCAGAACAGUAUUUAAACUAUUGUGAUAGUAAAACUAUUUUAGUAUAGUUCAUGAAAAGUAAAUGUAGCUCAAUAAAAUACCUCUCUACAAAAAAUACGAAAUUUUGAGCAGAACAGCAUCAAUAUUUUGUCCUAAACAAAUGUAUUUUAAAUAUUUAGAAGUGAGACGAAAUAUAUGAGGCAGUGAGAAGCGAAGGGAUGUAAGUGGCAAAAUCGUAAAUUUGGAAAUAACCAGUACACAUGGUAGGUGAACCUUUCCUUUGUCUUGGAGCAAGAGAUGGUACUAGUAGCCCUGGUAGUUGCUGCUAUACAGCAUGAUUAAUAAAAAAAAUUUCAAUGAAAGCCUACCAAGGAUCUUGUCUUUAAACGCGUUUUACUCAAAACUUGAAAAUGUCCACUUGCAUCCCUUUGCUUCUCACUGCCUCACAUAUACUUGACAUUUUACAUCUUACUAUGUAUUUAAAAUUCAAGUGUAAAAAUUCAAUGAACUGUUCUCUGACAUGUUUCCCUUCAGGUUUUUCAUAAAGAAAAAUAGUAUUUUGCUGUUCGUGGUGCACUUCAGAUAAUAUGAAAACUGCGAGCAUUUUAAUUUUUUAAUAAGUUUCACUGCCUGUAUUUCUACAAAAUGAAAUUUCUGUCCAGUGCCUGGAAAUACCGUUAGAAAUGUAUGCAUUAGCUACUGUACCCAAAUAUGAUCAUUUGCUUGGUGUACGAUAGAGAAAUGUGUGUACAACACUAUUUCUUAUACAUAUCUAUAUUUCUCAUACAUACAUUUCUCAUACUGUAUAGAAAACUAAUAUUUUUCAUAAGCUAAAUAUGUAUGAAGUCAAAGUAGAUGAUAUUUUAUACGAUCUGUUCUUUGGUAAACUUUUCACAUCUUUACUACGUGGGAUUACAAAUCAUUUGUAGCUCGAACUAAAGGCAAAAGCUCUCCAUUAGCAUCAUAUUUCUCCCCAAAAAGUGUUUCUGCAGCUAGUAUGGUAUUCAGAAAAGUAACUAGAAUUAAUCGUUGAUUUAGAGAGCUUUUUUUUUAUCAUUAUUUUGGUCUUCACAGAUAAAUUGACUUCUGGUUGAUUACACGACGGAAAUUUUAACUACUUUUCCUGAAAAAGUGAAAACAUUAUACACAUCUAAAACUAGAAUUGCUAUCCCGCAGAGGUUUGAUGUUAUUUUUUGCAAAAAUAGGUUUACAAAUAAAUUUAAUACCGGUAUGGUGGAAGAAAAAAUUAUGUGAAUUUCACCAUUUUUACUUGUUAUUUGUUUUUGUUCUUUGUUUAUUAUUCCACAUAAAAAUAAGAUUUUAAAAAACUUUUCCGCUGACAUUUCUACCAGCUUUUCUCCUCCUCCCAAGUCCGAUGAUCGAGUAUAACCCGCGUGUUUCAACAAUAAAAUUCUCGCCACCGCAUGAUGAUUUGAUAAUAUGUUUUAGUAAUGUUCAACAUGCAGGGAAAGGCUGAACUCGACCCGGUAACUUAACUGUUUUACAAUAAGACUGUGUCAUUUCAGGGGAACGAAGAAACGAAAAAAUGGUCACUAAUGAACAUUACCUACUGGAGUUUAGGGUUAAUUCAAGGGAGUUAGGGUUACAAUCUCAACUAUCAAAAUUAUCAACAAACAGGCAAUGGCUUCGUUCCAAUGUAGAAGCAAUUUUCACCCGUCAUACCUUGACGGGCGACUUUCUAGUCCUUAAAAUAA
Messenger RNA from Uloborus diversus, 5636 nucleotides. RefSeq names its product major facilitator superfamily domain-containing protein 6-A-like. Gene Ontology annotation, cellular component: membrane. Bases 68 to 1966 code for a protein of 632 amino acids. The transcript has 5 exons. The record is from RefSeq and is a predicted model, not a curated record. NCBI's taxonomy places the organism in Eukaryota, Metazoa, Arthropoda, Arachnida, Araneae, Uloboridae.